Molecule: messenger RNA, 456 nt
Organism: Galeopterus variegatus (Sunda flying lemur)
Lineage: Eukaryota; Metazoa; Chordata; Mammalia; Dermoptera; Cynocephalidae
Product: immunoglobulin iota chain-like
Exons: 2
Coding region: 1-456 (151 amino acids)
Biological process (GO): immunoglobulin production; immune response
Source: RefSeq, a predicted model, not a curated record
AUGUCCUGGACUCUGGUCUUGCUCACGCUGCUCACCCACUGCACAGGUUGUGGCUCUCAGCCUGUGCUGCAUCAGCCACCAUCUGUGUCCUCGUCCCUGGGAACCACAGUCCGUCUCACCUGCACCCUGAGCAGCGACCAUUACGUUGGCAUCCACAAUGUCUACUGGUACCAGCAGAGGCCUGGCCACCCUCCAAGGUUCCUGCUGAGAUACUUCUCACACUCAGACCAGAGCCAGGGCCACAAGGUCCCCCCUCGCUUCUCUGGAUCCAAAGACGUGGCCAGGAACAGGGGCUAUCUGAGCAUCUCUGAGCUGCAGCCUGAGGACGAGGCUAUUUACUACUGUGCUGUGGGGGCCCAGGAAUCAGAGAGGGAGGUGGAAAGGGAGCAGGAGGAAGAAAAGGAGCCUGCUGCUUCAGGGUCCCAGGCACCCUCGGGCACACUUACUUUGAACUAA